Molecule: messenger RNA, 1779 nt
Organism: Meloidogyne enterolobii
Lineage: Eukaryota; Metazoa; Nematoda; Chromadorea; Rhabditida; Meloidogynidae
Source: the annotation of a GenBank genome assembly
AUGUCAGAAUUGCUUCAAGGAAUUGCCAGUCUUACAAAAAGUGUACAACAAACCCUCAACAGCUAUGAAGUGCGCAAAUUGGGCGAUAAAGUUCAAGGUUAUGUUAUGAAUUUUACUGAAACUGAGCAGAAAGUUCGUGAGGCUACUAAUGAAGAUCCUUGGGGACCAACAGGACCGGAAAUGCAAGAAAUUGCGAGUUUAACCUUUCAGUAUGACCAAUUUACUGAGGUUAUGGGAAUGUUGUGGAAGCGUUUGUUACAGGAUAAUAAAAUGGCCUGGAGGCGUGUUUACAAGUCUUUAAUUCUGCUCAAUUAUUUGCUCAAAAAUGGGAGCGAACGAGUUAUUUCUACAGCCCGUGAUCAUUCUUUUGAAAUGCGGGCUCUGGAAAGUUACAAAUGUCUUGAUGAAAGAGGAAAAGACGAAGGGGCAAAUGUUCGUCAUCGUGUCAAAUUAAUUUUGGAAUUAUUAAAUGAUGAUGAAUUGUUGAGAAAUGAACGUCGUAAAGCAAAAGCUGAUGGGAGAGAGAAAUACCAAGGAUUUUCAAAAGAUGAUAUGUUAUAUAGAGGAGGCUCUAAUUCCUCAAAAUUCGAUUCUUUUGAACGCUGGAAUGAAAAGAAAGUUGAAAAAGAUGAACGAGAAGAGAAACAAAAAGAAUGGAAAUCAACUUCUCGUAGCGGUUCUAAUAGUGCCCGAAGGGAAGUUACAGCCUUUGAUUUUGAUACAGCGGAUAAUUCGCGUUCAAGAGCGAGUGGUUCUCCUGAAUUGGGAAUUAGAGAGAGAACACCAGAACCUCAAGAUGAGGCAGAAGAUGAAGAAUUUGGUGAUUUUACAUCUGCUAGAGCUGCUGCCCCAACAAAUGGAAAACAAACAAUUCCAACAUUUUCGUCUUCAAAAAAUAUUUCUUUGGCUAAUUCAAAACCUGUUGGUGGCGGUGGUGGAGAUGUUGAUCUUCUAGGCUUGGAUUUAAUUGGAGAUGUGCCAACAACCAAACCAACAAAAAUUCAACAAAAUUUCGGAAAUUUUGAUCCUUUUUCUUCAUCAAAAAAUUUACCAGAAUCUAACAUAAUAUUUAUUGAACGUCCAAAGUCUCAACAACAACAACAGUCAAUAUCUCCAAUAGCUCCACAAAAUGUGAAUACUACUAAUUUUGUUCAAUCAACACCUUCAAUUCCUUCUGCUGCUCCAGAACUUUUGGAUUUGUUUUCUUCUCCAACACAGCCAAUAAUACAAAAUGAAUUUAUGUCACCGGCUAUACAAAAAUCAACAUUAACGUCAACUAAUCAAAUUGACAAUCUUCUAAAUUCUGUUCAAAUUCCACAACAAGAAGUCAUUUCAAACAUUUCCUCUCUAGCUACUGCUCAACUAACAACAACAACAACUAACUCAACAACUAUAAAAAAUCAGCCAAAAUUGCCAAAAACGUGGGAGGAUUUUAAAGGAAAGGUAAAUAUAGAUUUUGAUAAUCUUUCGCUCAAAUCGCCAGUAAAAGCGACACCAACUUUGAAUGAGCUCAAAAAAUCUUCUUCUGGAGGACAAAAUAUUUCUUCGUCUUCAGGUUUUUUUAAUCUUUUUUUUUAAUUUUUUUAUUUUAAGGGCUUGGACAGUGGCAGUAAAUUUGAGAGGAAAAAUUUUUUUUGUAAUCAAAGGAUUUGGAAUUGGAAACAAAUAAAUGGUUUAUUUUUUGGGGUAAAUAGAAAUAAAAAAUUAAAAGGAGGGGGAUUUGCGGAUAGUUUAGGUUAUAUUCUCGGUUUCUUGGCUUUAUAGCUUUUUCUGUUUGAG